Aphanomyces invadans is the source of this 210-nucleotide messenger RNA. RefSeq lists its product as hypothetical. The coding region runs from base 1 to 210 and encodes 69 amino acids. The record is from RefSeq and is a predicted model, not a curated record. NCBI's taxonomy places the organism in Eukaryota, Oomycota, Saprolegniomycetes, Saprolegniales, Verrucalvaceae. The transcript has a single exon.
AUGCAGGCCCGCGAACUGUCUUCCCAGUUCCACUGUGAGUUCCAUCACCGCACGCGAGACAAAAACCAGGCAGCCGACUUCCUCUCCAAACUGGCGCCGGAUUCCGCAUGCGACUUUGGAACCCGACCGGACGUGAAGCCUCUCGCGCCAACUCACAUCCCCACCCUUUAUGACUACAUUGAUUUGGACCUCACGCUCGACCCAGGCUAA